Messenger RNA from Necator americanus (New World hookworm), 675 nucleotides. RefSeq lists its product as uncharacterized. The record is from RefSeq and is a predicted model, not a curated record. Lineage: Eukaryota; Metazoa; Nematoda; Chromadorea; Rhabditida; Ancylostomatidae. The coding region runs from base 1 to 675 and encodes 224 amino acids. The transcript is spliced from 6 exons.
AUGUCGGAUGUGUCGAACUCCUACUCAGCUUGGGAGACCCUGCCGGAGGACGAACUUCCGCUGGGCAUCGCAGUUCGACGCCCAGUGCUACCUCCACGCCACUAUGAUGGCGGUAAACCGUUGUGGAAUUAUAUAAUAAAAAUCGACAUGGAAGUGGAUAUUGGUGUACAGGAUGAAGUAAAACUUGUUAUUUCGUGGAGCUUCAGAAUGAAAGAUAAAUCAGUUUUCGACCAAAACGUCAUCAAGAAUGUUCAUAUUCUACAAUACAGAAAGAAGAAAGCAGCGCAGCAUUAUGACGUCGUUGUAAUAACAGAAGACAAAACCCUCCGCAAGAUAGACGCUGGGAUCUCUCCUGCUUUCAAAUUUGACACUGGCUGUUACUUCUAUGCAGUCGACGUGACACUCAAAAAUGGCAGAAGAUUGAUUGCAGCUACCGAAGAGAAAUGCUAUACAUUCUUCUCUCCCAGCUUUUUGGUGCUUUACACAUGUGCUACGCUUAUUUUCAUAACACUAGUUGGUUUUGUUUAUAUGGUUAGAGAGAGGCGAAAAGAACAAAUAAAUAUGAAAGAGAAAACGAUCACUGGAGACCAUACAGGAACUGAGAGUCUUGUUAAAAUGCCUGCAAGAACACUAAAGCGACCGAAGACCAAAGGGCAGCCAGGUCGAAAAAAUUAA